UGCGCGCGCGCGCGCGAUCACAGGCAGUAAAGUAAGCGCGUCGGAACGACUCCGCUUCCGUGUUCAGGUUUCCGUUAGUGCCUAUUUGGGCUAAGGACCAGACCCGGAACGCUUUGGAGGACGGACCGCAGAGGUUGUCUGAAGGCCGAUACCAUGAUGGCGGCGCUGGCGGCUCCUGGUCUCUUCUGUGUGCGGAUCCUGGGCCUACGGUCCAGCAUAGACACAGUGGCCCAGGUUCGCAGAGUCCAUCAGAGUGUGGCCACCAAGGGCCCGAGCAGCACACAGUCCGCUGUGCCCAAGGCUGGAGGUGGAGCUGUGGUUCCCAAGCCCUCCCAUCUUCCCAGAAACCGGGCUGAGUAUGUGGUGGCCAAGCUGGAUGACCUCAUCAACUGGGCACGCCGGAGCUCCCUGUGGCCGAUGACCUUUGGCCUGGCGUGCUGCGCGGUGGAGAUGAUGCACAUGGCCGCCCCGCGGUACGACAUGGACCGCUUUGGCGUGGUGUUCCGUGCCAGUCCGCGGCAGGCCGACGUGAUGAUUGUAGCUGGCACACUUACCAACAAGAUGGCCCCUGCACUCCGCAAGGUGUACGACCAGAUGCCUGAGCCUCGCUACGUGGUGUCCAUGGGGAGCUGUGCCAAUGGUGGGGGCUACUACCACUACUCCUACUCGGUGGUGCGAGGCUGCGACCGUAUUGUGCCCGUGGACAUCUAUGUGCCAGGGCCCUCUGGCAGCAGACUGCAGGGCAACAAGGGCCAGCUAAAUGGAGGAGGGGGUGCAGCUCCAGGCUGCAUUCCUGAGGCCCCUGGCAUUGAGACCGGGAAUCUCAAGAUGCCCCUGGCCCAACCUUCCUGCCCGUCUCCCUGACCCAGUGGUCCAGUUUCUGUGAGUGACUCUUCCUGAGGAUCCCGCUGGUCACCAGAGUCACAACCAGGGCCCUUUUCUGUGGGGAGUGGGUGUUGGGAGGCCCAACACAGCAAGGACACUUAUCCCUUCAAAGCCAACCCCAGGGCACCCCGA
Myodes glareolus (Bank vole) is the source of this 1017-nucleotide messenger RNA. RefSeq names its product NADH:ubiquinone oxidoreductase core subunit S7 (gene Ndufs7). Gene Ontology annotation, biological process: mitochondrial respiratory chain complex I assembly; aerobic respiration; electron transport coupled proton transport. Gene Ontology annotation, molecular function: NADH dehydrogenase (ubiquinone) activity; quinone binding; 4 iron, 4 sulfur cluster binding. Lineage: Eukaryota; Metazoa; Chordata; Mammalia; Rodentia; Cricetidae. Gene Ontology annotation, cellular component: respiratory chain complex I. The record is from RefSeq and is a predicted model, not a curated record.